Molecule: messenger RNA, 3723 nt
Organism: Linum tenue
Lineage: Eukaryota; Viridiplantae; Streptophyta; Magnoliopsida; Malpighiales; Linaceae
Source: the annotation of a GenBank genome assembly
UCCCUGCUUCAAAAAAUGAAGUCCAUGAUAUCUUUCAUAUUUCUGUCUCUACUGCUGCUUCAUUUCUACAACCCCAUUAGAGCCCAAAACACAGAUCCUUUUGUGAUCUGUGGCACAAAUGGAAACUACACUUCAGGAAGUUCCUUUCAGCAGAAUCUGAACCAGACACUGACGUCACUUGCUGCGAAUGCGUCCCCCACAGGUUACUACACUGCCUCUGCAGGUCAAAACCCUAAUGCUGUUUAUGGUCUCAUUCAGUGCAGGGCUUAUCUUUCCAAAGAGGACUGUCAAACUUGUGCAGACAAAGUAGUUUCGGAGGUCACCCAAUUGUGUCCUUACAGAAAGGAAGCUACCAGAUAUAAUGGAGAGUGUUCUUUACAGUAUUCAGACUGGAGAUUCUUUGGUCAACUUGAUAGCACACUGAGGAUUAUUGUUACUUAUGGUGGGGAGAAACCUAGUAACAUGACUCUUUUUAGAAGUCAGCUACGUUACUUGCUUCAGAAUCUUACGUUAAUAGCUCAAACUGACAAUUCUAGAUUGGCUAUGGGGAGCAUAAGUUACUUGACAUUUACUCCAAUCUAUGGUAUGGUCGAGUGUGUCAGAGAUUUAUCUGGACAGGGAUGUGUGUUUUGCCUUCAAGAUCUGUUUGAGUUUAUUCCUUCAGCUUUGGGUGACCAGUCUAAUGGUCAGUUGUCUGCUAUAAGUUGCAGUUUCCGAUAUGGUCUGUUUAAGUUCUUUCAAUUUUCACUACCACCACCUCCUCCACCACCUCCAUCCCCGCCACUGCCUCUUCAGCCGCCUCCUUCACCACUGCCUCGACCGCCAACAUCACCACUUGAACCAAAUGCAACAUUUGCUUCAAGUAAUGAUCGAGAAGGUGGAAAUGAUGAAUAUGAUGGUUCAAGCUCAGAAACACUUUUGGUUCCAUUCAGUGUACUUAAAGCAGCCACAAGCGGCUUUUCUGAUGGAAACAAGCUUGGACAAGGUGGUUUUGGUGCAGUUUAUAAGGGGAAAAUGCCUGAUGGGCAAGAGGUAGCUGUGAAAAGGCUAUUGACAAGCUCAAGUCAGGGCUUGGAAGAGCUUAAAACGGAAGUGAGGCUGGUUGCUAAACUUGAACAUACUAAUUUGGUGAGGUUGCUGGGCUGCUGCAUUCAAGGAAAGGAACAGCUUCUUGUCUAUGAGUACAUUUCCAAUGGUAGCUUGGACCAACUACUAUUUGCCGAGAACAGAAAGUCCAUCUUGACUUGGGAAACAAGGUACAGAAUCAUUGUUGGAAUUGCUCGAGGAAUGCUUUAUCUGCAUGAAGAUUCGCGUCUUAAGAUUGUUCAUCGCGAUUUGAAAGGAGCUAACAUUCUGUUGGAUGAGUCUAUGAACCCUAAAAUUGCAGAUUUUGGGACUGCAAGACUCUUUUCAGCCACUCAGACUCACAUCAGCACAAAAAAAGUUGCAGGCACUCGUGGGUAUAUGCCCCCAGAGUAUGUCAAGAAUGGUCAGUUCUCUACUGUAUCUGAUGUCUAUAGCUUUGGAAUUCUGCUCUUGGAGAUAAUUUCUGGUGAAAGGAUCACCACUCCUCGCAACUACUCCAAUCUUCAGAGCGAUGCAUGGGAAUAUUGGGUCGAUGGGAAAGCAUUGAACUUGCUGGAUCGAACCUUGGGCCGCAAGUAUCCAAGACAUGAAGUUCUGAAGUGCAUCCACAUUGCUGCUUACUUCACUUGUCAGAAUGACAGGAACUACACUUCUGGAAGUCCAUAUCAUCUGAACCUGAACCUGACCUUCAAAUCCUUAGCUUCUAAUGCCUCUGCUGAUGACUACUCUACUGCUUCCAUUGGCUCGGGCCCAGAUCAAGUCUACGGUCUCAUACAGUGUACAGGUUAUACUCCCAGGGACGCCUGCCAAGCUUGUGCAACAAACAUGGUCUCUCAGAUCACCCAAAUGUGCCCUAACCAGAAGCAAGGCUCUAUAUAUAAUGAGAAGUGUACAUUGCAGUACUCCGACAUGAAUUUUUUCUCAGAUCUAGAUAGCACCCCACGUUUCAUCAUGUGGAACAAUGUGAAUGCAUCUGAUCUUGUUCUUCUAAAGACCAGCUUGGGAGCUUUGCUCAAGUCGCUUUGGCCUCAUGCUGCAGAGAGCCUUUCCAGGAUAGCUUCUGGGAAUUCUACAUUUACCAAAGUUAAAAAUAUCUAUGCUCUGGUGCAAUGCUCUAAAGGCAUUUCUGGAAGUGACUGCUUGACUUGUCUUCAGAAUGUUUCCAUGACGUGUUUGCUUUUUCUGGACAAAGGAGAAAGUGGAUUUCUUUUUGCUCCGAGUUGUAAUCUGCGGUAUGAUACUCAUCUAUUUUAUUCAGCUUUGCCGGCUUUUCAACCUGGUUUGGAUCAACCUCCACCUCCCUCACUGCUUGAAGAAGAAAACCAGUCAAUAAGUCAUGUGGAAGCCUCUAAGAUAAGUGUUAUCCUGGCGAUGGCUGCAGCUCUUGCUUUGUUGAUAAUGGCUGUCGGGGAUAGCAAUAGAAGUUUGGAGUCACUUUUGACUGAAUUUGAUAAACUCAGAGAAGCAACAAACAACUUUGCAGAUGAAAACAAGCUUGGACAAGGUGGAUUUGGUGUAGUUUAUAAGGGGAAAAUGGUGGGUGGGCAAGAGAUAGCUGUGAAAAGGCUUUCAACUGGUUCCAAGCAAGGUCUAGAAGAGCUCCAAACAGAAGUAAUGUUGGUUGCGAAACUUCUGCAUCAAAAUCUGGUGAAGCUGUUGGGAUUCUGCAUAGACGAAGAAGAGAAGUUGCUUGUCUACGAGUAUCUUCCUAAUGGGAGCCUGGACAAAUUUCUGUUUGAUAAGAAUAGAAGGCUGAAACUUAAUUGGGAAAUGAGGUACAAUAUCAUUGUUGGGAUUGCUAGAGGACUUCUAUACUUGCACGAAGAGUGCCCACUAAAGAUCAUUCACCGUGAUAUGAAAGCCAGCAACAUUUUAUUAGACGAGUCCAUGACGCCUAAGAUUUCUGAUUUCGGGCUGGCAAGACUUUUCCCUGGUACAAAAAACUCCAGUUUUCAAGACUCCAGGAAUCUUCAAAGUUAUGCAUGGAGGCAUUGGGUCAAUGGAACAGCUUUGAAGAUAGUGGACUCAACCUUGGGCGAUGAAUUUGAAAAGGAUGAGGCUCUGAAGUGCAUCAACAUAGGACUGUUGUGUGUUCAAGAAGCUGCAGCGAACAGGCCGACAAUGUCUGAUAUCUUAUUGAAGCUUGGAAGCUACACUAAGCGUGGUAGCCCUUACAACCGAAAUCUCAACCUCACCCUCGCUGCAUUAGCUGCAAACGCCUCUCGAACUGGCUACUUCACAGCCACCACAGGCCAGAGUCCAGACAUAGCUUAUGGACUCGUACAGUGCAGAGGUUAUAUCUCUCCAGAAGAAUGCCAAUAUUGUGCAAAGGCAUUAGCUGCUAACAUCACACAGAUGUGCCCCAACCAGAAGGAAGCUGCCAUAUUGAAUGAGGAUUGCACAUUGCAGUAUGCUGAUUGGGAAUUCUUCUCGGUUCCUGAUAUUAUCCCCAGAUUGGGUUUAGUCAGUGAUGAGAAUGCAACGGUCCCAGUUGCAUUCAAAAGUCACUUGGGGGAAUUGAUGAAGAAUCUGUCAUCAACCGCUGCUGCUGAUCCUUCGAGGCUGGCUUUUGGGAGGGAUAGAUAUGGAGACUUCCAGUGGGAGGAUAUUUGCUUUGAGUUGCAAUGUCCGGUUUGA